Messenger RNA from Diaporthe amygdali, 5469 nucleotides. RefSeq names its product anucleate primary sterigmata protein A. The coding region runs from base 1 to 5469 and encodes 1822 amino acids. Gene Ontology annotation, biological process: dynein-driven meiotic oscillatory nuclear movement; microtubule cytoskeleton organization; maintenance of protein location in cell cortex. Gene Ontology annotation, cellular component: mitochondrion; cell cortex. The record is from RefSeq and is a predicted model, not a curated record. The transcript has 3 exons. Gene Ontology annotation, molecular function: tubulin binding; phospholipid binding. NCBI's taxonomy places the organism in Eukaryota, Fungi, Ascomycota, Sordariomycetes, Diaporthales, Diaporthaceae.
AUGGCUACCUCGAUGGCUUCCGAUAAGCCCUCCCUGGUCGUCGGCCAGGGAGAGCCCGAUCCCUUCCUCUCCACCGGCACUCCUACCCACCACCGACAUGCCGCAUUCGACUCGCACUCCUUUGCGCUCGGCCCUGGCGCCUCAGCAAACUCAGCAAAGCAGGCGCUCGAGGCUCAUCUGGCCGACACCGACAGGCGCAUGGAAGAAGCCGGCAAGCUCGGCACCGCCCUGGUUCAACAGCGCAAGGAGCUCGAAGAUCGACUGAAGGAGGUGGAGCAGCUCGAGGCCGAGGAGGAGCUGUCACCGGAUCUCAAGAAGAAACUCACGAGCAUUGAGAAGGACUUCAACGAGGUUGCGAGAGAGAGUGCUAGGGCCUUUCUCCCCAAGCAGCGCAUUCCCAGCAAUGAGGCGGCCGUGGCCAUACCUUUCACUCCGGAUAAGAGCGGAGUCAGGAGGUCCGCCAGUCCUUCCAAGUUCGACAAGUUCGAAACCCUAGCUACGGGAUCACCCAGCAAGUUCAGUGUACCAAAUCGCAAAUUGCGCAAUCAGCCUGCCAAUCGCAUCCACGAUAUAGAGUUCGCCGCCGAGAUCAGUACAUCCCUCAUCACCCAGGUCCGAAACCUGCAGGCCCUCCUUCAGGAGAGGGAGGAGGAGCUCAAAGAUGUAAAGUCUGAGAAAUCAGGCCUGCAGAGGGAGAUGGAGGGCUUCCAACAGCGGAUGAGGAACUUGGACGAGAGCGAAAUGCGUUACAAGGACGAGAACUGGAAUUUGGAGACCCAAAUCCAGGAGCUCAUGGCCGCGCAAAAGGAAGCAUCCGACCGGGAGAAGAAGAUGACCAACUCGCUCAACCUCCUUCAGGCCGACAAGAAUUCAACUCAGCGGGAGCUUGACGAGAUCAAGACGGCACAUUCAAAGCUUGCCGAUGACCAUGCGGCAGCUGUCAAGCAUCACGAUAUUGAGCUUGGUAUGGCCAAGCGCAAUGCCGUGAUAGCCGAAGGCGAGCGCGCAGCGAUGCAGCGCAAGAUCGACGAGUUGACCAGCCAAAAUCAGGAGCUUGCCAAGGCUAUUUCACUGGAGAGAGGAAGGACCAGCCAACGAAACACUCCCUCUGGAAGCAGUGAGGAUGACCUGGAGAACGUCGGUGGUAACAUGACCCCCGAGCACUCUCCUCCUCCCUCACCCAUCAAGCCGACCCCCAGACACUCGAUGCUUGAGAGCGAAACUUUGAAGACCUCUCUCCAGCACGCACAGCGCACGAUCCAGAGCCUUCGCACCAACGUCCACCGAGAGAAGACCGAGAAGCUUGAGUUGAAGCGACUGCUCCAAGAUGCCAGGGAUGAAAUUGAAAAAAUGCGCAGCGACCCUGCUGAGCGACCCCAUCACAGGCGUGCCAGGGAGGCCAAGUCCCGAGAAUUCAAAAAGCCGGCGAAACUCGACAAGCUGGGUACUUCGCGUGCUGUCAAAGCCGAGAUUUUGCACCUGGAGGAUCCCGAGUGGGAGGAGGUCGCGACUCAGAAGGGCUCUCCACCCCUGGGGCACUCGUCUCGAAUGGCUGAUAUACCUUUGCGGUCCACCGAGACGGAUGAGUUUGAAACGGCCAAUGAGGCGCACGAGACUACUGACGCUUUCGAGACAGCUCAUGAGCGUGGCACUGAGACCGACGACUUCCAGACUGGUGCAGAAGACUUCUUUGACUCUGACACCGAGACUGAGAGCCCCUCGAAGAGGGCUACAGUCAGGGCCAGUGUUCUCAAGCGAGCACCUAUCCUCGCAGCCAACCAAGAGUACUCGUAUGAGAGCACUGCAUCCACAUCUGCGAGCGAGGAUGAGGGAGACUACAUGGAUCCCACGAGGACCCCCAAUUCUCCAGCUCACAUGCGACUGCGUGCCAGUCGUAGCACAAUGUCCCGGCGCUCAAGGCAAUUGAGUGACGGACCUUCUCUGCAAAGUAGCCCGGCGACCAACCCCAACGGCAGCUUUUCUGGCCCAAGUGGCAUGCCGCAACAGAGCUUGUUUGCCGAGCUUAAUGACCUGGAAGGUAGCGACGAAGACUCAGUUAUGAACACACCGGCCCAAAGAAGCCUUCGUUCUGUCACACCAAGCUCGACUGCUACAGGGCGGACCGCGUCAAUGGCCUCUACUGUGCCAGCCGUACCUAUCAUGCCGAAGGUCAUUAUGAUUGACAGCGGUAUGAUGACGGAGCCCGUCGACGUGCAGUCCGUCUCAGCGACUACGACUCCACUCACAGCUGAGAAUUCUGAGACGGACGUUACAUCCGCUCAGGUUGCUAAAUCACCGCUCACAAUUGGCGCCUUGCCAACACCGCAUCUUCCACCACCUCAGAGGCUGGCCAUGUCUAACGUACACGCCGAGGAAAUUGAGCCCCUGGCAGAGCGUGAAGCUGAGCCUGAGCCUGCUCUACCUCCAAGACUUGCUCUCUCCGACGUCGUGUCUGAGCACGUUGAACCCAUUCCUGAGCCUCAGGUCGCACCUCCCACGCUGAGCAUGUCUGGUCUGGUCGCCUGGGAUGUGGAGCCGAUUGCUGAGCCUGAAGUUCCACCUCCUGCUCCUCCUACCUUGACGAUGUCAUCAGUAGUUGCGGAGCAUGUCGAACCAUUGGCUGAGCCAGAGACGCCAUUGCCUCCACUGGCAUUCUCGUCAAUUUUGGCCACAGAUGUCGAACCAGUUGCCGAGCCAGAAGAGCCAAUGCCGACAUUGGCACUCUCCUCCAUUCUCGCUGCAGAUGUUGAGCCUAUCGCUGAGCCGGAGCGUGAACCAAAGAUCGUCCGUGUCGUGGAGUAUGUGGAAGCACCGAAGCCACCCCCUCCGGAGUUGGCAUUUUCCCCAAUUUCCACCGCAGAAGUCGAGCCCGUGGCGGUGCCAGAGCCUGAGCCGCAAAUUGUGCGCGUUGUGGAAUAUGUGGAUGCGCCAAAGCCGCCUCCCGCGGAGCUGGCGUUCUCAUCAAUUUCUACUGCGGACAUCGAGCCUGUGGCCGUCCCCGAGCCUGAGCCACGAACAGUUCGUGUUGUAGAGUACGUGGACGCACCGAAGCCACCUCCUGCAGAGCUGGCAUUCUCCUCGAUUGCCUCCGCAGAAGUUGAGCCUGUGGCCGUUCCCGAACCAGAGCCACGAACAAUACGUGUCGUGGAGUAUGUGGAGGCUCCCAAGCCGCCUCCGGCGGAUCUGGCGUUCUCUACCCUCGUGGCCGAGGGCAUUGAACCGCAGGCAGAGCCUGCAACUCCUCUUCCUUCACUGUCCAUGUCUACGAUAGCUUCAGAGCACGUAGAGCCAAGGGCGGAGCUUCAACCGCUACCACCACCACUCUCGAUGUCCUCCAUCGUGGCAGAGAAUGUCGAACCCAACGCUGAGCCUCUACCUGCCUUGUCUGUCUCGGCCAUUGCUUCAGAGCACAUUGAGCCAAGAUCAGAACCUGAGGUGCUCUCGCCACCGCUGACCGUAUCCUCCAUCAUCUCUGAGCACGUCGAGCCGGUCCAACCUGUCCAAACUAACGAGAAGGAACUCAUCGCGAGAAAGCCUGCGCAUGCUCCGCUUGACUUCUCAUCAAUUCAAUCAUUGGAAACCGAGCCCCUCUCGCCUAGAAGCCCGAAGAGGAAUGCCUUCAUCAUCCCACGGGACGAAGAAGAGCGGCCGUCGACGCCAUCAAAGGGUUUCUUCGGGUCUUUCUUCGGACGAGGCAAGAGCCAAGAGCUCGAGACGCCCUUCAUCGCUGAGGAUGAGACCAGGCAAUCACCUAGAGACACUCCUCUCACAGCGACUCCAGAUUCGCAACGUCCAUUCCGGGAGAUCUCGGCCAACGCAAACACCAGCGCCCAGGCUGGCCGCAAGGAGAACAUCAAGAUGUCUGAUUCCGGUGCCCAGACUUCUCUGACAGCCGAUGCAAUUGAUCAGAUACUCCAGGCUAAGAACCGACCACAGACACACGCUGGGCACCAGAAGUCCGAUUCUGUUGUGAGCGCGAGCAGCAUCGGCACGCCAGGUACCGUCCGCGUGCAACGAUCACAUGAGAGCCUGAACAAUGCUCUCAGGCCUAAGAGUAAACCGAUGGACGCAGGCGCUGAAUCUGCUGCGGAUGCUGCCUCCCGUAGACCCGACAGCGCAUCCAGCACUCGUGCUUCGCUGAAGAACGCGCCACCACUGCCGCCGAACCAUAAGGAGGUUAUCGAGGCCGCACGAACAGGCACAGCUAACAGCGGACAAGGCGCGGUCGGCAGCAUGGGGCCCCCGCUCUUCCCGGCAUCUGCCUACAAGAACCCGUUGACUAGACCUAGGACGCCGAUGUCAGCCAGGUCCGUCACUGCAAGUGUCAAGGGCACGCCGACGCCUCGCCAGGAUAGAAUGGACUCUGCACACGGUACUGUGGAGGUCCACUCGCCAACUCGGCUCACCGCGAGAAGCCGGAAGUCGUCCGUCUCGAGCUUUGCUUCCGAGGUGGAUGCACGCUUCCAGAACAUCGGCGGAAUGGGCAUGGACCCGCACGGCUUUGGGCCGAACACAGAUCCACGGAUGAUUCAAGCUAUCACUCAGACUAUGAUCGGUGAAUACUUGUGGAAGUACACUCGCAAGGCAGGCCGUGGCGAGAUGUCGGAGAAGAGACACCGUCGGUACUUCUGGGUCCACCCUUACACCCGUACCUUGUACUGGAGUGAUCGGGAUCCCAGCAAUGCCGGCCGUUCCGAGCUUCGAGCCAAGAGCGUGCCCAUCGAGGCGGUGCGUGUUGUCACAGACGACAACCCUAUGCCCCCUGGACUGCACCGCAAGAGUCUCGUCAUUAUAUCACCAGGCCGGAGUGUCAAGUUUACCUGUACGACAGGUCAACGGCAUGAGACUUGGUUCAACGCCCUCUCUUACCUGCUCCUCCGAACCAAUAGUGAAGGCCACGCAGACACAGAGGAGAUGGUCAAUGGCAUCACCAGGGAAGACGUCGACGAGUUCAACCCACAGUAUGGUCGCCGCCCAGCAGCUGGCACAAGGCCUCGUCCGCCGCCUUCGAUCUCAUCGUACACCUCACAGGGAACACGCAGCCACUCUGCUAUGAAUCUGGAUGUGCCUACACUGACACCGAACCACAAGAAGAAUUCAUCUUCGGCUAGUAUCUCGCGGCCGACCUUCACUGGCCGGCUCAGCGGGUACUGGAAGUCUACCCAGGAUUCACUCAGCACAUUGAAGAGCCGCAGCGGUCCCCAGGACCAAAGCAGCUUCUACGACAACAACGAGGCGCAUGAUAGUGCGGAAGAACUGAGGAUGAUGUACGAGAAGCAAGAUAGAGAGGCCGACAGGCUGGAUAACGUCCGGUCAUGCUGUGAUGGGAGGCAUGAUGUUGGUACUUUAACACGCAAGAAGGGUAGUCGUCAGUCUCAGCACGGUCACGACCACGCGAGUAUCCACUCGCAUCCAUCUCGUGCGAGCACACCCGGCCCAUCAUUGGGGACGAUCAGAUCUGGAUCAUGA